CGGCGGCAAAACAAAGAAAGAAACCCUAGCCUUUUGCAAACUCCUUGAAAACCCUAAAGCCUACAUUUGUCUCUGCUCUUUCUCUUUCUAGGCGACGAAGCAACUGAGGCCCAGGCCUCUUCUCUGUGGAAAACAUUUGGGUUUCCUUGUUAAGGUUUAUAGCAAGUUAAAGGGCGGAAAAAAAUCAGCUUGGCAUCAUGGGCCGUAUGCAUAGUCGUGGGAAAGGUAUUUCCUCUUCGGCAUUGCCAUACAAGAGGACUCCCCCUAGUUGGCUCAAGAUAUCUGCUCCUGAGGUGGCGGAAAGCAUUUGCAAGUUUGCUAAGAAGGGUUUGACCCCCUCUCAGAUAGGUGUUAUCCUUCGUGAUUCACAUGGCAUUGCUCAGGUCAGAAGUGUCGCUGGAAAUAAGAUCUUGAGAAUUCUCAAAGCUCACGGUCUUGCUCCAGAAAUACCAGAGGAUUUGUACCAUCUUAUUAAAAAAGCAGUAGCUAUCAGGAAGCAUCUUGAGAGGAACCGAAAGGACAAGGAUUCCAAGUUCAGGUUGAUUUUGGUUGAGAGUAGGAUCCAUCGAUUGGCUCGAUACUACAAGAGGACAAAGAAGCUUCCACCUGUUUGGAAGUAUGAGUCUACCACAGCCAGCGCACUGGUGGCUUAGGUUGAUUUCAGAAGGCCGGGACUCUCCAAGUUGCUUUGCUUCUAUUUCUUCUCCCAAACAAAGAGGAAAACCAAUUUCUUGUUCUUUUUGUUUUCCUUUUCUCUAUUGGGCUGUUUUAUUGAAACCCUAGUUCAAUGGAGUCUUUUUAAGUGUCCUUUUUAUUGAUGAAAAUUUUGUGGUAUCAGCAGGAUCUUAUGGCUGAAUUUGUUGAGCAAGUAGUAAGAAAAUUUAGUAGCUCAAGUUUUGUAACCUCUUUAUCACCAGUUUAGAGAGAUUACAUUGUACUAUGCUA
Molecule: messenger RNA, 945 nt
Organism: Amborella trichopoda
Lineage: Eukaryota; Viridiplantae; Streptophyta; Magnoliopsida; Amborellales; Amborellaceae
Product: small ribosomal subunit protein uS15
Biological process (GO): translation
Cellular component (GO): cytosolic small ribosomal subunit; nucleolus; ribosome
Molecular function (GO): small ribosomal subunit rRNA binding; structural constituent of ribosome
Source: RefSeq, a predicted model, not a curated record